UAGGAAUGUCCCAGUGGAGCUGUUAAUGAAGAGACAUUCAAACAGAUCUAUGCACAGUUUUUUCCACAUGGGGAUGCUAGUAUGUAUGCUCAUUAUCUCUUUAAUGCUUUUGACACAGCACAGAAUGGAUCUGUGAAGUUUGAGGAUUUUGUGAUGGCACUCUCCAUUCUGCUGAGAGGAACAGUUCACGAAAAACUACGAUGGACCUUUAAUCUAUAUGACAUAAAUAAAGAUGGCUAUAUAAACAAGGAGGAAAUGAUGGAUAUAGUAAAGGCAAUUUAUGACAUGAUGGGCAAAUACACCUACCCAGUGCUGAAAGAAGAUGCUCCAAGGCAGCAUGUAGAAGUAUUCUUCCAGAAAAUGGAUAAAAACAAAGAUGGGGUUGUAACUCUGGAUGAGUUUAUUGAGUCAUGUCAAGAGGAUGACAAUAUCAUGAGAUCCUUACAGCUUUUUGAAAAUGUCAUGUAA
Gekko japonicus is the source of this 468-nucleotide messenger RNA. Its product is annotated as Kv channel-interacting protein 1-like. The record is from RefSeq and is a predicted model, not a curated record. Gene Ontology annotation, biological process: regulation of potassium ion transmembrane transport. The transcript has 6 exons. NCBI's taxonomy places the organism in Eukaryota, Metazoa, Chordata, Lepidosauria, Squamata, Gekkonidae. Gene Ontology annotation, cellular component: voltage-gated potassium channel complex. Gene Ontology annotation, molecular function: potassium channel regulator activity; transmembrane transporter binding; calcium ion binding. The annotation marks the transcript as partial.